Molecule: messenger RNA, 834 nt
Organism: Strigops habroptila (Kakapo)
Lineage: Eukaryota; Metazoa; Chordata; Aves; Psittaciformes; Psittacidae
Gene: DHFR
Product: dihydrofolate reductase
Exons: 6
Coding region: 328-789 (153 amino acids)
Biological process (GO): glycine biosynthetic process; folic acid metabolic process; tetrahydrofolate biosynthetic process
Cellular component (GO): mitochondrion
Molecular function (GO): dihydrofolate reductase activity; NADP binding
Source: RefSeq, a predicted model, not a curated record
GCACCGCGGCGCGCUCCCUGCCGGCGGACGAGCGUGGAGCCACGCGUUGCGCCCUAGGAGUUGUAGGCCUGGUAGGGGUGGUGCUCGAAAGGGCGGGAAAGUGCCCGCGGUGCCUGUUGGCGGGGCUGCGGCCGGGGCAAUGGCUGCCGGAACUGCGGCCUUGGCGGGGAGCCCCAAGGGCUCAGGGAGGCGCGUCGGCAGGCUCCCGGCCGUGGGUUAUCUCUCAUGCUUCCUGGCCUUGUAUCAGCAGCGGUGUGGCCAGCAGGGCCAGGGCAGUGAUCAUCCCCCUCUACUGGGCACUGGAAGGAGUACAAGUACUUCCAGAGAAUGACUAGCACAUCCCAAGUGGAAGGUAAACAGAAUGCAUUGAUAAUGGGUAAAAAAACGUGGUUCUCCAUUCCUGAGAAGAAUCGUCCUCUAAAAGACAGAAUUAAUAUAGUGCUCAGCAAGGAGCUCAAGGAAACCCCAAAAGGAGCACAUUAUCUUUCCAGAAGUCUGGAUGAUGCUUUAGCUCUUUUGGAUUCACCAGAGUUAAAAAGUAAAGUAGACAUGGUUUGGAUCGUUGGAGGCACUUCAGUUUACAAGGCGGCAAUGGAGAAGCCAAUUAAUCACCGAUUGUUUGUGACAAGAAUUUUGCAGGAAUUUGAAAGUGACACGUUUUUUCCAGAAAUCAACUACAAAGACUACAAACUUCUCAUGGAGUACCCAGGCGUCCCUACUGAUAUCCAGGAAGAGAAUGGCAUUCAGUACAAAUUCGAAGUGUAUGAAAAAGCUGUCCUGACACAAUAAAUGAGGCUUCCUGUACUUUUGUGUAAAGGCAGGCAUUUUAAAUUA